This is a messenger RNA of Hydractinia symbiolongicarpus, 724 nucleotides long. RefSeq names its product four-domain proteases inhibitor-like. The transcript has 7 exons. Gene Ontology annotation, molecular function: protein binding. The record is from RefSeq and is a predicted model, not a curated record. Bases 27 to 662 code for a protein of 211 amino acids. NCBI's taxonomy places the organism in Eukaryota, Metazoa, Cnidaria, Hydrozoa, Anthoathecata, Hydractiniidae.
CCUGAGUUUAAGAUAGAAGAGUGGAGAUGAAAGUUAUUUUUGUGUUGGCUUUCUUAUCAACUGCUUAUGCAGUUCGAAGAAGAUGUUCCCAAAUUUGUACAAAAGAAUAUAACCCUAUGUGUGGUACUGAUGGAGUAACUUAUGGUAACCCAUGCAUGUUACGUUACAAAACAUGCAAAACAAAUGGAGCUGUGAGACUUGCUCAUAAAGGAAGAUGCAGACCGAAAUGUUCACCAAUUUGUACUCUUGAAUAUAAUCCCAUGUGUGGUACUGAUGGCGUGACCUAUGGUAACCCUUGCUCACUACGAUACAAGACUUGCAAAACAAAUGGUGCUGUGAGGCUUGCUCAUAGAGGAAGAUGCAGGCCAAAAUGUUCCAAAGCUUGCACGAGAGAAUAUAACCCUAUGUGUGGUACUGAUGGAGUAACUUAUUCCAAUCCCUGCUUGUUGCGUUACAAAACAUGCAAAACAAAUGGUGCUGUGAAGCUUGCGCAUAAAGGAAGAUGCAAACCAAAAUGUCCACAAGCUUGUCCUUUUAAUUUUGAUCCAGUUUGUGGUACCGAUGGUGUGACUUACAGUAACGCAUGCGCAUUAGGUGUUAAGAGUUGCGAAACAAAUGGUGCUGUCAAGUUAAGACACAAGGGAGCAUGCAAAAAACACUGAUGUUAAGAAGACUGCUUGUUUGCAAUUGUUAUCUUGUAUCUCAAAAAAUUAAUCUUGGAUAA